AAAGUGGGAAGAAACUACAAAGAAAGUGGGAAGAAACUAAGAAUAAAAAUAGAAGUUAAUGUCACAUUGGUAGAGAAACAAACACAGCUAAAUUAUUAGCACAAUAGAGUUUGAGAAGGACCCUAACAUAGAGAGCCUCACAGCAUUUUCUAAGGAAGUUCAUCUAUAUUAGCAGGUUCAUCUUUGUUGACUUUUCAAUGGCUUCUUCAGCUACUAGUUCUACUCCUUUACCUGAAACAGAACCACAAAUAGAAGACAUAAUAAUUGACAUUCCUAAAGAGAUCAAGGAUGCAAAGCAUGGUAUUUGUUGUAUUUACAAGGUACCUCCCAAUCUUAGAAAGUUGAAUAAUGGAGAAGCUUAUACACCAUAUUUGAUCUCAAUUGGGCCUUUUCAUCACACCAAAGAAAAUUCAAUGCAUACACAAAAACAAAGGUAUUUUCAUUACUUUUGGGAAAGAAUGACAAAUAAAAAGGCUUUGGUAAAAUAUAAAAAUUUCCUCAAAGUAAAAAUUGAAGUGAUAAAAAAUUUCUAUUUUGAGUUUGAUCAUACCAUCAAGGAUGAUGAGUUUGUGGACAUGAUCAUGUUAGAUUCUGUCUUCAUCUUAGAGCUAUUUUUGAGAAAAUCAAAGGAAUCUGAAAGGGAAAAGGAUUACAUGUUCACAACAUCAUGGAUUUACAAGGGUAUACAAAGAGAUUUGUUACUCCUUGAAAAUCAGCUUCCAUUUUAUGUCUUGGAACAAUUAUAUCAAAAGGUUUGCAAGGAUAAUAAUGAUCUAAGUUUUCUUGAACUUGCAUUUAACUACUUUGAAGAUUACAAUCCACAAAGGUCAAAGAAAGAUCAAAAUGAAGAGAUGAUCAAAUAUUGUAAAAAAUCAUGCAGACACUUCACUGAUUUGGUAAGAUGUUUCUAUCUUCCAAAAGAAGUGUAUGCCGACGAUUGGUCACCAUCGUUACAUUUCAAACACAUUAAUAGUGAAGAUAAAUGUGUCCUCAAGACGGCAUCAAGGUUGAACGAGGCAGGUGUUAGCUUUGAGAAAGUGCAUCACAAAAAGUUAUUAGAAAUAAAGUUUAACAAGGUUCAAGUUCUCAAUUGGUUUCUAUGCUUAGGUUGCUUACCAUGUUUCAAAUUUGUCAAAACAAAGUUGCAAAUUCCUCAAUUCAAAGUACACCAAACAACUGAAUGUGUUCUUAGGAACCUCAUUGCUUUGGAACAAUGUCAUUAUUCAAACCAACCUUUCAUAUGCAAUUAUGUUUCUCUAAUUGACUUUCUUAUCAACACUCAAGAAGAUGUGGAGUUGUUGGUUGAUAAGGAAAUCAUUGUUCAUGAACUUGGAAGUCAUGCAGAAUUGGCAACUAUGAUAAAUGGUCUUUGUAAGAAUGUUGUGGUAACAUGUAAUUAUUAUGGAAAAACCUCAAAGAAUUUGAAUGAUCAUUACUAUAACUAUUGGAAGCAUUAUAUGGGAAUGCUGAGAUCAGUUUAUUUUCGUGAUCCUUGGAGAUUCAGCUCAACUAUUGUUGGUGUUUUUAUCUUCUUAUUUGCUAUUGCCCAAUUUCUUCGUGUUACUGGUAUAUAUCACCCAAGAUACUACUAAAUUCUUGUAUUUCUUUUGUUGUAAUUUUCCACAUGUCUUCGUCUUGUUGUUCCCCUAAUAAUGAAAUUGUGUUGUUCACCUAAUAAUGAAGGUGUGUUCUCUUGUCUCAAUUGCAUUAAUUUAACCAUCACUAUUGGUUACUAAUUUGCUCUUAAAGAGAGUUGUGGUAACAUCUAUUGAAAAGAUAGUGAAAACUUCUUGGGUUGUUUAAUAUAAUUUCUUUUUCUUUCAAAA
Medicago truncatula (barrel medic) is the source of this 1826-nucleotide messenger RNA. Its product is annotated as UPF0481 protein At3g47200. The record is from RefSeq and is a predicted model, not a curated record. The coding region runs from base 198 to 1592 and encodes 464 amino acids. Lineage: Eukaryota; Viridiplantae; Streptophyta; Magnoliopsida; Fabales; Fabaceae. The transcript has 2 exons.